AUGGCUGCUUCAAUAAAUCUUAAUGUUGCUCGAUGGACCGCAUUGACUUUUGGAGUUGUCUAUGGUUUAUGGCAUUCCAGUUCACUAAAGAAAUCUGCAGAAAAAGAAAGUGCCGCAAUCAGAUAUCGCCAUAAAGAAGAAUUAAUUAAUAAAGCAAAGGCUGCUUAUUAUACUCCUAAAAAAACUACUACCGACGAACGGGUUAUUGAUCAUUAUGCAAAACAAGGUGCGGGCGCCCAUUAG
This is a messenger RNA of Cetraspora pellucida, 243 nucleotides long. The record is from the annotation of a GenBank genome assembly. Lineage: Eukaryota; Fungi; Glomeromycota; Glomeromycetes; Diversisporales; Gigasporaceae.